Molecule: messenger RNA, 2223 nt
Organism: Selaginella moellendorffii
Lineage: Eukaryota; Viridiplantae; Streptophyta; Lycopodiopsida; Selaginellales; Selaginellaceae
Product: cytochrome P450 703A2
Exons: 3
Coding region: 405-1982 (525 amino acids)
Molecular function (GO): iron ion binding; oxidoreductase activity, acting on paired donors, with incorporation or reduction of molecular oxygen; monooxygenase activity
Source: RefSeq, a predicted model, not a curated record
CGCGAAUCUCUGCGAUGACCAAAGGAUUUUCUUGGCGCGGCUCCAAAAUCCACGGAAGCACGAUCGCUCGCGGCGAUCAAAUGUACAGAUCAAGUGCAGGGGCCCUUUGGCUUUUGCCAUUAGCUUUAAGUCAGCGCCAUGGGCAUAAUGCGACACGCUCUUGCGGCCCAGUCACACUCUUUUCGCCGUCCUCCGUCCAGCAGCUAAGUCUUUCAAUGCUUAUAAAUUUCCCAGGCAGUCAGUUCGUUGGAAAUCAAUUGCUGCUAUUAAUCGCGGUUCCAGCUUGCAGGGAAGCUCCAUCCUCAUGGUGGAGGAUCGAGGCUAGAAUUUUUCGGGCAUUACGUACUCGAGUCAUCGAGCGAACAAGGAGGUAACUUCGGUUUUUUUGAGUUUUCAAGUCAGUCAUGAGCACGGUGGUGGAUUUCCUGAGCUCGGCACAGGGAUGGAACGCUGCGUGCAUGGUUGCGGCAGCGCUGGUCUGUGUUGUAUCGGUGAUGCUGGGAAGAAAAGAGAACAGGAAUUUGCCGCCAGGUCCUCCCGGCUGGCCGAUCAUCGGGAACUUAAUGCAGCUCGGUCCCCUUCCACACAGGACAAUGGCUGGCUGGUGCCAAAAGUAUGGACCUCUCGUCUACUGCAGGCUUGGCUCCACUCCGACCAUCACCGCUAGCUCGCCUCAGAUGAUCCGGGAGCUGCUGUGGACUCAGGACGAAACUUUCGCGUCUCGGCCGAGAACUACUGCCGGAAAGCUCAUGGCUUACCACGACCAGAACGUCGGGCUGGCUCCUUAUGAUGCUCACUGGAAGCUGAUGAGGAGGAUUUGCGUGGAGCACUUGCUGACAACGCGAAGGAUGGAAGGCUUCCAGAAGAGCAGGGCGGAGGAAGCUCGCGACCUGGUACAGAUUAUGUUCAAGGAGGCCAAGGCUGGGAACACCAUCAACAUGAGGGAGCACUUGGGAGGCUACACCAUGAACGUGGUGACCAGGAUGCUGAUUGGAAAGAGGUACUUUGGAACCGAGUCCAUGGGUGAGAAGGAGGCCACCGAUUUUCGGGAGCUCAUACACGCGGCGAUUGUCCUGCAUGGAGUUUUCUACAUUCCGGAUCACGUACCUCUCCUCAAGUGGAUUGAUCCCAACGGUUACAGGCGCCUGUUUAAGAAGAUGGGGAAGCGAAUGGACGACUACUAUAGCUACAUUGUCGAGGAGCACCGGAAGAGGCAGCGAAAUGGUGAAGUGGUCGACGGUCCUAAGGACUUUGUGGACGUUCUUCUCGGCCUGGCUGGUGAGAACAGCGAGCUGCAUCUCAACGACGUGGAGAUCAAAGCACUGAUACAGGAUAUGGUCGUGGGGGGCACCGAUACCGCGUCCUUCACUAUGGAGUGGUUUAUGCUCGAGAUGAUCCGGAACCCGAAAGUCAUGCGGAAAGUGCAGGCGGAGCUAGACUCGGUGCUGCAAAAGAAGGCCACCAACAAGCACCUGCUGGAAGAGUCGGACCUGGCGAGCCUCGACUACCUGAGAGCAGCGGUCAAGGAAACUUUCAGGAUUCACCCGGUUGGCGGCUUCCUCAUACCUCACGAGUCGAUCCGGGACACCAAAGUUGCCGGCUACCACGUCCCCAAAGGCUCGCUCAUCCUCAUCAACACUCACGGUCUGGGAAGAAACGCCGCGGUGUGGGACAACGUCGACGAGUUCCGGCCCGAGAGGUUCCUCAGGCCCGAGGACAAAGUCCACCUCCGCGACUCCGAGUACCGCGUCAUUCCAUUUGGCUCCGGCAAGCGCGCGUGCCCCGGUGCGCAGCUCGGGCAGUCGAUGCUCCUCCUCGGCCUGGGACGACUUCUUCACGGCUUCGACUGGUUUCCACCGCCGGGAACGAGCAGGGAAGACAUCGACGUUAUGGAAGCUUACGGCCUCACAACGCCGCCGAGAACUCCGUUGCGAGCAGUGGCGAAAGCUCGUCUGGAUCAGAGCUUCUACUCUUUCCAUUGAUCGAGAGAAGUUCCUCCCUCACUCUCUGGCGGAGCUCGGCUGGAUCACGUAAAAGUUCGAUCGUAGUGGAAUAAAAAUCCAGGGAGGUCGCUCGCUACUUUUGGAGCGAUCUAGCCAGGAAAAGAGAAGGAAGAGAAGAAAAAGCGAUGUUAAAAAGCUUGCUUUUCUUUCGAUCGAGAAUCUAUAGAGCUAACUAAUGUGUGUGUCGCCUUCAAUACUUCUCUUUCACAAGGAUUUCAAA